Messenger RNA from Folsomia candida, 2768 nucleotides. RefSeq names its product neurogenic locus protein delta. Gene Ontology annotation, cellular component: membrane. Gene Ontology annotation, biological process: Notch signaling pathway; cell communication; multicellular organism development. Gene Ontology annotation, molecular function: Notch binding; calcium ion binding. The record is from RefSeq and is a predicted model, not a curated record. NCBI's taxonomy places the organism in Eukaryota, Metazoa, Arthropoda, Collembola, Entomobryomorpha, Isotomidae. The transcript has 8 exons. The coding region runs from base 649 to 2574 and encodes 641 amino acids.
UCAAAGGCGACAGGCAGUCUGUAUCCUAUAUAAUAUCUUAAUUACCAAUUUUCGCUAAUUACCACCACCAAAGUCGUUGGAGAUCAAAAAUGGACCCCUCGCUCCACUCGCUCCCCCACGUCCCACCUGACAAAGGUAACUCUGCUGCACCAACCCCGCGGGUAUAAUAACCUACCGAUCCCCAUCCUUCUUCUCUAUCCAAGCUCCCACCAUAUUCUCUCCUACUAACAUUUCUUCAAGCAACAACUGCAGCAACAAUCAACAGGAGAGCCCGGUGUUCGACCAUAUUUUCUCUCUCGAGACAGAAGAGGGACCGGUGCUAGAGAGCUUCCACACAACAGCAGCAACAACUACCCAAACCGCUCGCGGCGAAAGGACCGCAGCAGGAUCGCUAGAGAGAAGGAGCACCAGAAGGAGAAGCCGAUUAUUAUAACAUCCGCUGAAGAGAGGAGAAGAGAGUUAGUUCUCAUCAGGGUGAUCCAAGGGGAACACGUCGUCUCUCUCACUCUCACAGGAUCGUGGCUUAUACAGUGAUACAGUGGAUGUACGCAGUGGAUAGUGACGCUCUGCAGAGAGUUCAGUGAUUUCUUCAUUCAUCAUGUGAAGUUGUAAAGUUUGUUUAGUAAUUUUUAAUACAAAAUCGACACGAUGAAAAGUUGGAAAGUUUUGACCAUUCUACUCUUCGCCGCUGCUGGAGUUUUCAGAGAGGUAACCCCCCUGGGCGGCGUCUUCGAGCUGCGCCUCCGCUCCUUCACCACCCCUCUGAACCGUGACAUAGACGGAUUGUGUUGUUCCCUGAACGAGUCCGACUGUAGGACAAAGUGCACUCCAAAGUUUAGAAUUUGUGUGAAAAACUACCAAGUGACGAUUGACCCCAGUGGUGGGUGCUUCUUUGGGGAGACCCUUACGGAGGUGCUCCAGUUUAAUAGUGGUGGUGGAAGUGCUGGAAAAUCAUCAAAUCUGUUCCAUUUCCCCUUCAACUUUCGAUGGCCGGGCACCUUCUCGCUAAUAAUCGAGGCCUUCCAACCCAACCCACCAUCCACUAGCAGCAGCAGCAACUCAACUCACCGCCUCCUGACCCGCAUGGCCAUCCAGCAAUACUUGGACAUCUCCGAGUCCUGGAAAUCCCGAGAAUGGAAUUCCACCCUGAACAACACCUUGAAAUACGACUACCGCGUCCGCUGCCUACCCGAUUACUACGGAGAAGCCUGCGACAAGACUUGCAGACCGAGGGAUGAUAAGUUUGGUCACUAUACGUGCGAUCAGGAUGGGGAGAGGAGGUGUCUCGAAGGGUGGAGGGGGGAGUACUGCGAAGUGGCAAUCUGCACUCCGGGCUGCCUCCACGGCUCCUGCAGCACCCCAUCUACCUGCGACUGCCACUCUGGCUGGGAAGGGUCUACCUGUUCCUCCUGCACCCGAUACCCGGGCUGCAAGCACGGCCGUUGCACGAAACCCUACUCUUGCGAAUGCGACGAGGGCUGGGGCGGCCUGUUCUGCAACCAAGACCUCAACUACUGCACCAAUCACAGGCCGUGUUUAAACGGAGGGACCUGCUUCAACACGGGGCAAGGGAGCUAUACUUGCGAGUGUUUGGGGGGGUUUGGGGGGGCGGAUUGCGAGGUGGUGAAGGAUUUGAGGAAUAACACUUGCUGGUGCGAGAAUGGGGGGGUUUGCAAGACCACCACUCUCGGCCUAAUCUGCGACUGCCCGGAGCCCUUCACCGGCCCGAAUUGUCGCUCAACCCCACAGUCCACGCUGGCGCAGUGCCCCUGCCUGAACAACGGGACGUGCACAUCCACCUCUCCACCCGCAUGUUUGUGUCCACCCCAGACCCACGGCCCGCUCUGUUCCAUCCUGGACCCCACUCCUCUCAACUUCAACAUCUGCGCCACGGCCCCCUGCGCCAACGGAGCCACCUGCACCUCCACCACCACUCCACACGAGUUCACCUGCAAAUGCCGACCGGGCUUCACCGGCUCGGACUGCUCCGAAAAAUGCGACGCCACGUGCGGUCUGCUCAUAGAAACGGAGGAAUUAAAACAAGAGUUAUCCACCCAACACGUGGUCUUUGUCAUCGUUGUGAGUGUGAGCACGCCGUUGAUGAUUUUGAUCGCCGUGGCCGUGGUUAUUCUGCUCAAAAAGAAGAAGGAGGAGGAGAGGAGGAGGAAUGAUCAGGUUGCGAGGGUGCAGAAUGAGAGGAAUGCUGCCAGGGAUUUUGGGAAUAGUGGUGGAGGUGGAAAUGGUGGGUCGGGGGAAAAGUACGGGAUAGUUAAUAGUCUAAAUAAUAACAAGAAAUUGAGCAAUUUGGAUCUUUCGAGGUUCAAUCAGCAGCAGUUUUCAAAGGGCCCGCUCUGCAGUUACCCCUCCCCCUCCUCCCCCACACCCACCACCACAGCAACAUCCUACACCACCAACCUCCUCCCGCCCCACUCCCCCCUAUUACUCGACCCUUAUAACCCUCCCCCAAAUAAUUCUACAAAGCAGCAAAAUUCCCCUUUAGCACCACCUACGCCUGCUGUGAUUUUAAAUAAAUUCGAUCUAGUUUACGACUUAAAUUUAGCCACGGAAGUUUGACUUUUUUUAAAUAUUAAAUUUAAGUUAAUUUAGUUAGAUUUUUAUUUGAAUUGAUCUCUUAUCAAAAGACUUUGUUCCUGUUUUUUGUACAGAUAUAUUUAUUGUGUGGGUUAAGAAAAAAAUGUGAAAUAUUUUGAGAAAGAAAAUCGAGUUAAAAACGUGUGGAAUAAAAUAAAGAUGUGAAGAGUAAGAAA